CCUCCCCUGCGCUCUGCUGCGUCGCCCUCGCUUUCCCCGAGCAAAGAUGGAAGUCGUCAAUCAGCUUGUGGCGGUUGGACAGUUCCGGGUCCUCAAGGAGCCCCUGGGUUUUGUAAAGUUACUAGAAUGGUUCUUUUCCAUUUUUGCAUUUGCAACGUGUGGCAGCUACUCUGGACAAUUCCGUCUCAGUGUCAACUGUCCCAACAAGAAUGAGAGCAAACUCAAUAUAGACGUGGAGUUCUCCUACCCCUUCCGGCUCCAUCAGGUGUAUUUUGAUGCUCCUACCUGUAAAGGAAGUGAACAAGAAAAGAUUUUCUUGAUUGGAGACUACUCUUCCUCUGCUGAAUUCUUUGUCACCAUUGCAGUCUUCGCCUUCCUUUAUUCUCUAGCUGCGACUGUUGUCUACAUCUUCAUGCAGGAUAAAUACAGGGAGAACAACAAGGGGCCCAUGGUUGAUUUCAUUGUCACAGCUGUUUUUGUGUUCAUGUGGUUGGUGAGCUCUUGCGCUUGGGCCAAAGGGCUUUCAGAUGUCAAGGAGGCCACCGACCCUGAUAAUGUGAUAGAAGGCAUGUCCAUGUGCCAGACAGCAGGAGUCAAAUGCAAGGAGGAACAUGAACCCGUCACUUCUGGCCUCAACACCUCUGUGGUUUUUGGCUUCCUGAACUUGGUGCUUUGGCUUGGAAACCUAUGGUUCGUAUUUAAAGAGACUGGAUGGAGUGCCCCCUUCAUGAAGUACCCACCAGCCCAGGAGAAGCAGCCAGCACCUGAUACGUACGGUGAUAGCUACAACCAAGCUCCAGGAUAUGGACAGCAGGACACAUAUGGGCAGCAGGGUGGCUACCAGCCUGACUACAGCCAGCAAGGCUAUGGUCAGCAGGGAGACUUCGGCCAGCAAGGCGGCUAUGUCCAAGGCGGGCCCACUUCCUUUGCAAACCAGAUGUAGGCGGGUUCCUACCCCCAGAUAGAAGGCAUUGUGAGGAGGAAGCAGCCAUCCUGUCCUGGCCCCCCAUGUCCCUUGUGUGGGGGAAGGGGGGGCUGGUGGGUGCUCAUACUUGGAGGUGGCUGGUGGAGCCCUCCCACCCCCCCAGGAUGAAUGUAGAUGUUUGUGCUGUUUAUAUAUACAUAUAUAUUAUAUAUAUAUGAGAAACUAUAACUAGAGGUAGACCGCUCCCUCUCCCACUGCCCCAAUGCCUCAUGCAUAAACACACUGCCCCACAUCAUUGCCCUCCCCGGGACAGUUUCUUGACCUUUGGCCUCCCCAGGCCCUCUCUCCUACACUCCCAACCAAAACGGGUUGUCUCCUCCUCAGGCACCCUUUCUCUCACCAUUUGCUUCAAACCCCAUCCCAUGCUUUCUGUAUUGUGGAAGGCAUCCCAGGACUCUUGUUUUCCGUUGAGCCUCACCUGAAGCACAUGAUGCCAAGCCUUCCUCCAUCUCUCCGCUGCAUGCCCCUGAGGAAAGCAGGCUGGGCAUGGGUGGAAGGGGACUGCAAUGGAGGGCAGUUGGGGUGUUUUCUUGAGUGUGCAAAUGCCAGGCAGAUUUGGGGUUUAAGAGGUUUGGUGGUUCAAUCCUCUAGCAGCACUUUAAAGUUUUUUUUAGCAUACACACCCUCCAUUCCUGACCCCACCCCAAUGAUUUAUGGGGUAGGAUAGAGGGCAGCUAUAUUUGGGGGAAAUUAUCCUCAGCUUUCCUUCCAGGUGGGUCCAUGCAGGUAUAAUGGGCUGUGAAAAUAACCAUGAAGAAGAAGAGGAAGAGCUGCAGCGAAGGCAGUGGUCAGAUAAGAGAAAUCUGAGUCCAAAGCAGGAAUGGAACUUGAGAAAACGUCUGAAACUUGGCCCUCCCUAGUUCUCUUCAGUAUAAAGGCGCCCGGGGCGGGGGGAGUGCUGGCACAUUCAGAGUUGCAAGAUUGAUGUCAGCUCUUUGAGGCAAACCAGACUUGAACAGUCAUGAAUACUAAAACUACUUUUAUUAUAGGGUUACAGUAAUAGGAUCUUGCAAUUCUGAAUGUGCCUCCCCGCCCCUUGCCUUUACUCUAAAGGGAACUCAGGAGGUUCAAGUCUGAGAUGCUUUCCCAAAUUCCAUUCCUGCUCUGGGCCCAGAUUUCUCUUAUCUGUUG
Messenger RNA from Candoia aspera, 2116 nucleotides. It is a transcript of the gene SYP, whose product is annotated as synaptophysin. Gene Ontology annotation, cellular component: presynaptic active zone; synaptic vesicle; synaptic vesicle membrane. Lineage: Eukaryota; Metazoa; Chordata; Lepidosauria; Squamata; Candoiidae. The record is from RefSeq and is a predicted model, not a curated record. The coding region runs from base 47 to 943 and encodes 298 amino acids. Gene Ontology annotation, biological process: regulation of neuronal synaptic plasticity. The transcript is spliced from 7 exons.